Messenger RNA from Coregonus sp. 'balchen', 11255 nucleotides. The record is from the annotation of a GenBank genome assembly. NCBI's taxonomy places the organism in Eukaryota, Metazoa, Chordata, Actinopteri, Salmoniformes, Salmonidae.
UUCAACAAUGCAGGAGAGGGGGUCCCCCUGUAUGAGAGCGCUGUGACCAGAUCUAUAACAGGUACGUACGGCGCUAAGCUAGCUAGCUAACCCAUUAAAACGUAUGGUGCUAAGCUAGCUAGUUAACCAAUUAAAAUGUACGACGCUAAGCUAGCUGGCUGGCUAACCCAUUAGUAUGUAUGGCGCUAAACUAGCUAGAUAACCCAUUAAAACGUUUUGUGCUAUGCUAGCUGACUAACCCAUGAAAACGUUUGGUGCUAAGCUAGCUAACCCAUGAAAACACAUUAAGGUUGAACAGCUCUCAGAGAGUAUUAGACAAGCGGAUCACAGAACAAGCUACCCUCUCCAAAACGAACUGGCUCGUCUGUUCUGAACACGUUUUGAAUCCUCUGAAGCCUCAUGUAAAAGCAUCCUUUAAAGGCCAAAGGACUUUGAUUUCCAUAAAGGACCAGACAAACAGGCCAGUAGCAGUACAGGUGGCGGUACAGCACACACACACACACACACACACACACACACACACACACACACACACACACGGCAGCUUUCCCACAGACCAGACUAGGAUGCAUCCCAAAUGGCACCCUAUUCCCUCUAUAGUGCACUACUUUAGACCAGAGAAUGGCACCCUAUUCCCUAUAUAGUGCACUACUUUAGACCAGAGAAUGGCACCCUAUUCCCUAUAUAGUGCACUACUUUAGACCAGAGAAUGGCACCCUAUUCCCUAUAUAGUGCACUACUUGUGACCAGAGCUUUGGUUGAGUCAUCCUCCAAAAGGAAUGGGAGGUAGAGACAUCCUGAGUUCUGAGAGUACAGGAGUCCACUACAACACACACUUAUAAAGGAUCACAGCUUUUUUUUUUUUUUUUUUACCUUUAUUUAACUAGGCAAGUCAGUUAAGAACAAAUUCUUAUUUACAAUGACGGUCUACACCGGCCAAACCCGGACGACGCUGGGCCAAUUGUGCGCCGCCCUAUGGGACUACCAAUCACGGCCAGUUGUGAUACAGCCUGGAAUCGAACCAGGGGGUCUGUAGUGACGCCUCAAGCACUGAGAUGCAGUGCCUUAGACCGCUGCGCCACUCGGGAGCCCUGUGGAGGGAUACUCCUGUGAGAAAGCCUGAUCACAGCUUUGUGGAGGGAUACUCUGAUGAGAAAGCCUGAUCACAGCUUUGUGGAGGGAUACUCUGGUGAGAGGGCUAACUGAUCACAGCUUUGAUCUGCUCCAAAUUAAAUCAGAGCAUCUUGCUCCUCGCUGCCUGGCAGCCACAACUCAACUCACUGAAAUCUCAACGCUCACUUGAUGUUCACACAGAUACAGACUGCUUUAUAGGGGCAGUCUGCAAUUGCUACAUCAAUUUUUGGACUUACAGUGCAUUCGGAAAGUAUUCAAACCCCUUCACUUUUUCCACAUUUUGUUACAUUACAGCCUUAUUCUACAAUUAAUGUAAAAAAAAAAAACACACACACAAUACCCCAUAAUGACAAAGCGAAAACAGAUUAAAAAAAAAAAAACAGAAAUACCUUAUUUACAUUAUUAUUCAGACCCUUUGCUGUGAGACUCGAAAUUGAGCUCAGGUGCAUCCUGUUUCCGUUGAUCAUCCUUGAGAUGUUUCUACAACUUGAUUGGUCAGGGAGGUAACCAAGAACCCGAUGGUCAUUCUGACAGAGCUCCAGUGUUCCUCUGUGGAGAUGGGAGAACCUUCCAGAAGGACAACCAUCUCUGCAGCACUCCACCAAUCAGGCCUUUAUGGUAGAAUGGCCAGACGGAAGCCACUCCUCAGUAAAAGGCACAUGACAGCCCGCUUGGAGUUUGCCAAAAGGCACCUAAAGGACUCUCAGACCAUGAGAAACAAGAUUCUCUGUUUGGCCUGAAUGCCAAGCGUCAUGUCUGGAGGAAACCUGGCACCAUCCCUACGGUGAAGCAUGGUGGUGACAGCAUCAUGCUGUGGGGAUGUUUUUCAGCGGCAGGGACUGGGAGUCUAGUCAGGAUUGAGGGAAAGAUGAACGGAGCAAAGUACAGAGAGAUCAUUGAUGAAAACCUGCUCCAGAGCGAUCAGGACCUCAGACUGGGUCGAAGGUUCACCUUCCAACAGGACAACGACCCUAAGCACACAGCCAAGACAACGCAGGAGUGGCUUCGUGACAAGUCUCUGAAUGUCCUUCAGUGGCCCAGCCUGGACUUGCACCCGAUCUAACAUCUCUGGAGAGACCUGAAAAUAGCUGUGCAGUGAUGCUCCCCAUCCAACCUGACAGAGUUUGAGAGGAUCUGCCGAGAAGAAUGGGAGAAACUCCCCAAAUACAGGGGUGCCAAGCUUGUAGCGUCAUACCCAAGAAGACUCGAGGCUGUAAUCGCUGCCAAAGGUGCUUCAACAAAGUACUGAGUAAAGGGUCUGAAUACUUAUGUAAAUGUUAUAAUUCCGUUUUUUACUUUUUUUAAAUUAGCAAACAUUUCUAAAAACCUGUUUUUGCUUUGCCAUUAUGACGUAUUGUGUGUAAAUUGAUGAGGAUUUGUAUUUCUUGAAUCCAUUUUAGAAUAAGGCUGUAACGUAACAAAAUGUGGAAAAAGUCUAGGGGUCUGAAUACUUUUCCGAAUGCACUGUAUCAAUUAAUGAUAUGUACCCAAUGAUUCUUGAAAAAUAUUACUUAUAAAUGCCUCAUGAGCUUAGAUCAACGGUCAUACCCCAUCAGAAGCCAAAAUAUUAGCUUGUUUUACUCUAAUGUUUGUAAUUAUAGUAAAUGUAAACAAACACUAUAUGGUGAUGUCAUGGAUGGUCAGUCCUUGCAUCCAUAGCUCUGUCUAUGAAUUUGAGAGAGGUUAUAUUUCUCCAGUCCCAUCCCUCAGCGUUUUACCGAAACAGGGGCGGGGAAAAUGCUUUGUUAUUGUUUCAACUGCGGAUUCCGGAUUGCAGUGUGUUAUUGACAUACAAUGUUUUAUGAUCAUAUGGGGUAGGGCCACAAGGAUAAACAUAUUGACAUAUUGUAGCUAUUUGUUUUUGUUUUCAAACCCGGGUUUAUUCAUCCAUUAACAGUUGUGAAAUGAUAUGAAAGAGAGUGUAUGUUUGCCAUAAUGCCUCCAGGAUUUUCCAGGGAUUUGAUUCAUCUACUAGACUAGAGUUCUAUCCCCACCAUUACAUUAUAGAAUAAAUACAUUUUGUAGAGCUGUUUUCUGCAGUCUUUUUCAUAUCUAAAUAGAACAAUUUCCCCGUUCUGUCAGAAUAGAACUACGGAUCCCAUCCUGUCAGAAUAGAACUACAGAUCCCAUCCUGUCAGAUUAGAACUACAGAUCCCAUCCUGACAGAAUAGAACUACAGAUCCCAUCCUGUCAGAAUAGAACUACAGAUCCCAUCCUGUCAGAAUAGAACUACAGAUCCCAUCCUGUCAGAAUAGAACUACAGAUCCCAUCCUGUCAGAAUAGAACUACAGAUCCCGUCCUGUCAGAAUAGAACUACAGAUCCCAUCCUGUCAGAAUAGAACUACAGACCCCAUCCUGUCAGAAUAGAACUACAGAUGCCAUCCUGUCAGAAUAGAACUACAGAUCCCAUCCUGUCAGAAUAGAACUACAGAUCCCAUCCUGACAGAAUAGAACUACAGAUGCCAUCCUGUCAGAAUAGAACUACAGAUCCCAUCCUGUCAGAAUAGAACUACAGAUGCCAUCCUGUCAGAAUAGAACUACAGAUAUGUGUUAGUUACACUACAGUCACUCAUUGACAGACAGACUACAGAUUCCAUCCUGUCAGAAUAGAACUACAGAUGCCAUCCUGUCAGAAUAGAACUACAGAUCCCAUCCUGUCAAAAUAGAACUACAGAUCCCAUCCUGUCAGAAUAGAACUACAGAUCCCAUCCUGUCAGAAUAGAACUACAGAUCCCAUCCUGUCAGAAUAAAACUACAGCUGUGUGUUAGUUGCACCACAGUCUCUCCUACAGAAAGACUAUCCCAGUAUGCUACAUGACUGUCCCUGCAAGGUCACACGGAGUAGCAGUAUUCACACACUGACUGGUGGCUGAGAGAAAGACACACUUGACCCUAACCUUAACCAUAAACUCAACCCCUAACCCCUAACCCUAAUUCUAACCCAAACCCUAAACCUAACCCCUAAGCCUUAAAUAGCCGUUGUCCUCGUGGGGACCUAGCUGCUCGCCUGAAUGGCUGCCUGCAUAGCUAUGAGAUAUUCAUAAUUUAAUGCUGGCUCACAUCUUUACGAGCUGCAUUACAACGCCUUGUUAAAGGCUUGCCAAUAAAUACUGCAGCGAGAGGGAAAUAUAUUCUGAUCCCUCCGUCAGCCAUUUAAUCUUCUGUGUCUCUCAGGCCCUGCUGGAGACAGGAGAGUGAGAGAGGGAGAGAGGGAGAUAGAGGGGAGAGAGAGAGACAGGAGAGAGAGACAGCAGAGAGAGAGAGGGGGAGAGAGGGAGACAGGAGAGAGAGACAGGAGAGAGAGACAGCAGAGAGAGAGAGAGGGGGAGAGAGGGAGACAGGAGAGCGAGAGAGGGGGGGAGAGAGACAGGAGAGAGCGAGAAGGAGAGUGAGGUAGAGAGAGAAGAGAGAUGGAUAGCUUCCCUCCCUCCUUCUCUCCCCGUCCAUCUCAACGCUUAGCCACUAAUUCAACUCACCAAAAUGGAGAUAGCUAUGUUUUUCACAUUAUGCUGCCGGCACCCACAAGAUGUAUGGUUGAGACCUCUUGUUUAGUCUUUGGCUGUUCAUCCGUAUUCUAAUGUGGGGCUCUGAGUUUAACCAAUGAUGAAGUCGGAUAUCAUCACUUGUCUUGCUUGGUGAAAUACGCCUCUGUUGUUGACAACACAUUGCAGACAUUAAUUCUAGUGUCAAACUGAGAUGUACCUUGAUGCUUAAUGUGUUUACAUCUAUCUGUCUGUCCUCUUUAGACAUUAGUAACACUUUACUGAAUGCAUAUAUGUAAAAUAGGCGAACUUUUGCCUUUAAGUAAAGUGUUACUACAUGAAUGUACAUUUCUUACAGAUGUUUGAAUAUCAGCUUAACCAGCUGUUUAGCUAGUUACUGUCUUUUAAAACCUGAAUAGCUUUAGCCUUUGUCUCUAACUACCUGUUUACUCUGCUCUUAGUUGUGGCUGUAGUUAUAAGUGGUAGUUAACACUAGUUAACACUAGUUAAAUAGUGAAGCUAGUAGUGUCCUUAUUAGCAGGAGGUUCUGCUGUGUAAUUACUGUCUCCUUCCUCUUCUUCUCUUCUCUUUCUCUGUUUGUCACUUCUCUGGCCAUCUUUCACUUUCCUCUCCUUUCCCUCUCUCUCUUCAUCUUUCCUCUCUCUCUCCUCUCCUCUCCCUCUUCCUCUCCUCCUCCUUCCUCUCCUCUCCUCAUCUUUCCUUCCCUCCUCUCCUCCUCAUCUUUCACUCACCACUCACUUUUUUAUGCUGUUUAUCCAUGAUUCUCUGUUGGUUGCAUGUAACUCCUAUCACUUUGCAUGAAAAUAAAUAUUCCUUCCAUGAACUAAAUACACCGUGUUUGUGUGUGUGUGUGUGUGUGUGUUGGGCAUGGUUAUGUCACUCCACAUCCAGACCCCAUUGAUCCAUCAGACGACGAUCUGUUCCAUCUGUUUGAUAAAUAUCCUACUCCCAUACCAGAUACAUCCACCCCCAUGAUCCCCCCAGUAGGUGUCCAGGCCGUGGCCCUGACCCCAGACUCUGUUAGGGUCAGCUGGGCAGACAACUCCAUGACCAAGAACCAGAAGACCGCUGAGGUCCGCUACUACUCUGUCAAGUGGAAGACCAGCUACUCUACUAGUGGGAAGUUCAAGGUAAGGUUGAGGGUGGGUAGGGGUGUGUGUGUGUGUGUGUGUGUGUGUGUGUGUGUGUGUGUGUGCUCUUGUCUACUGUUUUGAUACCUGAUGUUACAUGUGUGUUAACAGUCUGUCACAAGAGACUUAAGGUGGUACGGUUAGGUUUCUUCGUUAUUUAAGGUGGUAUGGUUAGGUUUCUUCGUUAUGUACGGUGGUACGGUUAGGUUUCUUCGUUAUUUAAGGUUAGGUUUCUUCGUUAUGUAAGGUGGUACGGUUAGGUUUCUUCAUUAUUUAAGGUGGUACGGUUAGGUUUCUUCAUUAUUUAAGGUGGUAUGGUUAGGUUUCUUCGUUAUGUACGGUGGUACGGUUAGGUUUAUUCGUUAUUUAAGGUGGUACUGUUAGGUUUCUUCGUUAUUUAAGGUGGUACUGUUAGGUUUCUUCGUUAUUUAAGGUGGUACGGUUAGGUUUCUUCGUUAUUUAAGGUGGUGCGGUUAGGUUUCUUCGUUAUUUAAGGUGGUGCGGUUAGGUUUCUUUGUUAUUUAAGGUGGUACGGUUAGGUUUCUUCAUUAUUCUAUUUGUGGAUACCUUUACUUGUGCAGAACUGGUUGAUUUCAACCCACUUUGCAUUGCCUGCUCGAUGAGGACAUUACUACAUCUCCCGAGUGGCGCAGUGGUCUAAGGCACUGCAUUGCAGUGCUAGCUGUGCCACUAGAGAUACUGGUUCGAAUCCAGGCUCUGUCGUAGCCGGCCGUGACCGGGAGACCUAUGGGGCGGUGCACAAUUGGCCCAGCGUCGUCCAGGGUAGGGGAGGGAAUGGCCGGCAGGGAUGUAGCUCUGCUAAAUGACUAAACUGUAAAUGUAAUGUACUUGCUGUGGGGUUCUGCCGUGAGAGUUGCUUGAUUGUUUUCUCAAACAAAGUCCUGUUUCUCCUUACACUCUGUUCUCUCUUGAUUUGAUUUAAUUACAUUUAUUAUGUGUUAAAAACGGGCACAAUUAAAAAGUACAAAGCCAAAAGGAAAACACAUAAAAAGCAUUAUACCACCACACCAAUGUGGUUUUCUGACAGAAUAAUUUUUAACGUUACACUAGGUGUGUUCAAAGGGAAAUCAUUUGCGAACGUUAGCUAACGUUAGCUAACAUAUUCCAUUUGUUUUGUGUAAGCCGUGACCAUUCCCUAACGUUAGCGAACAGUCUGAGAAGGUAGCGUCUGUUUGGGCUCUAAACUGCCACUGCUAAUAAUCAUGUGACCAGGUAAGUUUUCUAUUACAUGUAGUAGGAAUAGCAACAUUGUUUGCGGUUCGAUUAUUGCCGCAAAAAAAAAAAAAAUGCAGCAGUAAUCUUUAAAACAUUUCGCUUUUUGAUGUUUUCACUGUAACAUUUUGGAAUGUUCUUUCAAAUCGUUCAACUGAAAUUGUUACUAAGAAACAUGUUUGCCGGCAACAGAACCACUGUUGAACUCACCUCAUGUUUCGUUCUCUAGUCUGCAGACACAACAGCCCUCAGCCACACCGUCACCGGCCUCAAGCCCAACACCAUGUACGAGUUUGCUGUCAUGGUUACCAAGGGCCGCAAGUCCAGCACUUGGAGUAUGACCGCUCAUGCCACCACUUACGAAGCAGGUGAGUCCUCUUUCUCUCUCUACAGUAUCUAUCACACCCUGUCUCUCUGUCUAUCUCCAGUAUCUAUCACACCCUGUCUCUCUGUCUAUCUCCAGUAUCUAUCACACCCUGUCUCUCUGUCUAUCUCCAGUAUCUAUCACACCCUGUCUCUCUGUCUAUCUCCAGUAUCUAUCACACCCUGUCUCUCUGUCUAUCUCCAGUAUCUAUCACACCCUGUCUCUCUGUCUAUCUCCAGUAUCUAUCACACCCUGUCUCUCUGUCUAUCUCCAGUAUCUAUCACACCCUGUCUCUCUGUCUAUCUCCAGUAUCUAUCACACCCUGUCUCUCUGUCUAUCUCCAGUAUCUAUCACACCCUGUCUCUCUGUCUAUCUCCAGUAUCUAUCACACCCUGUCUCUCUCUCUCUCUGCAGUAUCUAUCACACCCUGUCUCUCUGUCUAUCUCCAGUAUCUAUCACACCCUGUCUCUCUGUCUAUCUCCAGUAUCUAUCACACCCUGUCUCUCUGUCUAUCUCCAGUAUCUAUCACACCCUGUCUCUCUCUCUAUCUACAGUAUCUAUCACACCCUGUCUCUCUGUCUAUCUCCAGUAUCUAUCACACCCUGUCUCUCUGUCUAUCUCCAGUAUCUAUCACACCCUGUCUCUCUGUCUAUCUCCAGUAUCUAUCACACCCUGUCUCUCUAUCUACAGUAUCUAUCACACCCUGUCUCUCUCUCUAUCUCCAGUAUUUAUCACACCCUGUCUCUCUAUCUACAGUAUCUAUCACACCCUGUCUCUCUCUCUAUCUCCAGUAUCUAUCACACCCUGUCUCUCUGUCUAUCUCCAGUAUUUAUCACACCCUGUCUCUCUAUCUACAGUAUCUAUCACACCCUGUCUCUCUGUCUAUCUCCAGUAUUUAUCACACCCUGUCUCUCUAUCUACAGUAUCUAUCACACCCUGUCUCUCUCUCUAUCUCCAGUAUCUAUCACACCCUGUCUCUCUGUCUAUCUCCAGUAUUUAUCACACCCUGUCUCUCUAUCUCCAGUAUUUAUCACACCCUGUCUCUCUAUCUACAGUAUCUAUCACACCCUGUCUCUCUGUCUAUCUCCAGUAUCUAUCACACCCUGUCUCUCUGUCUAUCUCCAGUAUCUAUCACACCCUGUCUCUCUCUCUAUCUCCAGUAUCUAUCACACCCUGUCUCUCUCUCUAUCUCCAGUAUCUAUCACACCCUGUCUCUCUCUCUAUCUACAGUAUCUAUCACACCCUGUCUCUCUCUCUCCUUUCUCUCUCUCUCUUCGCCUCUCUUUUUGUCUCUCUCUCUCUCUCUCUCUCUCUCUCUCUCUCCCUCUCUCUCUCUCUCUCUCUCUCUCUCUACCCCUCUCUCUCUCUCUCUCUCUCUCUCUCUCUCUCUCUCUCUCUCUCUACCUCUCUCUCUGUCUCUCUCUCUCUCUCUACCUCUCUCUCUGUCUCUAUGAAAAAUAACUACAACGCCGCCUGUCAUCACAAAUACCCCAAAUUAUAUUUAUUCGCUGCAACUCUCCGGCAAUUAUUCUUAUGAAAUAGUACAGUGUGCACUUUCUAAAUGUCUGCAUUCAUUUGUCAACCCAAUCCUUUUUAGGAAAUACAUUGACAUUCAAUGCUUUUUAGUAUUAUGUGCUGCUUGGAAAGCUCAGUUGUGGCCAACUCUUGAUCAUAGUCGACUCUGAUACCUUUGAUGUUGGAAAAACCCUGUUCCCUCCUGGUAUAACACACUGGUGAGGCCCUGUGUGUGUCCCAAAUUACACCCUAUUCCCUAGAUAGUGCACUACUUUUGAUGCACUACUGUGCCUUACUUUUAUGGGCCCUGGUCAGAAGUACUACACUCUGGUGAAUAGAGUUCCACUAGGGACGCACAAAGGUCCUGAUACUUGUUUGGACUAUGUUUGUUAGUGAUUUGUUAUUCUCACACAGAAAUAGCGAGAAAACAUUAAACGUGCUGUGAAUGGAAACACAGGAACAAUAUGAGAACGGUUUGAUGCAAGAACAAAGGUAGUUAGCAAUUCAACCGUUCAAUAAAAAAUAAAAAACACAACCGCUCAAACUGUUUGUUUGAUUUGAAUUCCCGGGGGUAGAAGUUUUCAAUCAAAGACGUUGAUGUUUCGUUAUUCAUUACAGAGCAACACAUGUUUAGGAAUUCCUUUUCGUUAAUAAGUCUACAAACACAGUCUCUUUUGUUUGGCCAAUAACAGGCUAUGUUUUUUGGAAGGUCUCCUGGGGGUCCAUUGCAACCAACAGGCAGAAUGUAGCACUGUGCUACACAUUACAGGCUGGAUUUCUUAAACCACUACUGACUGGAGAUGACAUGCACCUGCGUAUUAAAGCAAACUGGCUUGCAACCAAAAAACCCAUAAGAAUAAACCAGCCAAUCAGUCGAUUUCUCCUCGUUACCGUGUCAAGUCCAUUAUGAUACCAGACAGCUGGUCUAGGUUCUCUUCUCCCGCCCCCAAUAAGAUAUCGACCUAUCAGGAGCAUCGGAAAACCCUGAGGCUGAUGAAUGUAAAAAUACUUAUUAGAGCAGGGUUCUUCAAUUCCGGUCCUGGAGGGCCGAAACACUUCUGUUUUUUAUUUCUACCUGGUAGUUAAUUGCACUCACCUGGUGUCCCAGGUCUGAAUUAGCCCCUGAUUAGAAGGAGAGGAUGAAAAACAGAGGUGUUUCGGCCCUCCAGGACCGGAAUUGAAGAACCCUGGGUUAGAGUAUAAGAAUAUAGUUGUAGUAGGCUUAUAUUUCAUUCAAAAGUUUCACCUUCAAAUAAUAUCAUAUAUACAGUAAAUGCCAUUUAUAAUAACUUAGCCUAGUUACAUUUUCAUUUGAUGUAUAUAUACAUUAUAUAACUCAGUCACGAUUGACUUGAUUUAGUUACACAUUUUAAAUAUGGACUGUCCGGGGAUAUUUUACCCCAGAUCUUGAAAGGAAAUGACCAUAUCAGACAUUUUAUUUUAAAGACAGUUGUAUUUAAUGGAUUACAUGAAUUGGAAACAAAUAAAAUAAUAUGAGUGGUCUCUACACCAUCAACAUUAGUUUUCCUUCAUACAACGUGUCGUGGUAAAUGAGGAAAUACUUUAUUUCAGUUGUACGGAAUGAUUGUCAAAUAGCUAAACCGCCCAACGUCUGCUCAACCACCGGGAUGAAACAUGUUACGAUGAUAAUACCUACCAGACUUUAUCUUAAAAUACUUUGGUAGCAUGGAGGACUAAGAUAACACUGACAACGUCUUGUAAGGAGAGGUAAUGAGGUGACCAAUAACGGUUGUAACUGAGAUCAGCUGCGUGGGUGAAUAUAGCGCGUAUUGAUGGUUUAACGAGAGAUCAGCUGGCGAUAAUCUGGUGGCCAUCGAUGAUUGCAAUUGGCCCCUUCUGUCUGGCCAAUUAAAGGUAGACAGCGAUAUGACGUAGAUGCAGAAAGUAAACAGCAAUAGUGGGGUCAAUUUCUGCAACAACUAAGAGCGAUGAAGCGCGAGGCUCCACUUCUCCACUGUUUUGAUGCCCUCGCCACCAUGCUGUGAACAGCGUGACCGUGUGAGAGCGAAGUCUUGCAUCUCUAUCAUCUCAAUAUCUGCGGUGUUGCUCGUGGCAACGCCGUUUCACUGACUCUACCUUUAAGGACCAUGCAGCCUCUGCCAAGGCAGCUUACUGUAAUUACAGGAUUAAUUCAACCUGAAAUGAGCAUCAGCGUGUGAUGACAGAAUUAGGACCCGUGUUGUUGGUGGUAUAAACUUGACUUAUGACCCUUACUUCCUGUUUCUCUCCUUUCCUGAUUGGCUGACAGCUCCUAGCUCCACCCCCAAGGACCUGACGGUCAUCAGUCGUGAGGGGAGACCCAGAGCUAUUCUGAUCAGCUGGCAACCCCCCAUGGAGGCCAACGGACGGAUCAUG